Messenger RNA from Beta vulgaris subsp. vulgaris (sugar beet), 1159 nucleotides. RefSeq lists its product as uncharacterized. The record is from RefSeq and is a predicted model, not a curated record. The transcript has 2 exons. NCBI's taxonomy places the organism in Eukaryota, Viridiplantae, Streptophyta, Magnoliopsida, Caryophyllales, Amaranthaceae. Bases 467 to 898 code for a protein of 143 amino acids.
CUGGAUAGUCAAGCUCUCCCUGACCUUCUCGGGAAGAUAAAUAGAGGAACGGAUCAUUCUAUUGCGUCGUCCACUACGUCGUCUGGUAAGCAGAUACAUCACGACGUCGUUCACAUUGAAGACUAUGACGCUACUAUGCAGCAACAAAAAGUUCAUAAGCCUGAAUUUUCUGCCCCUCCUGACAAGGACGAACCAUCAUACUAUGUGACAGUUCCUAACGAUUUUAUGUCUUCGAACAAGUCGAUCUGGCCUGAAGCGCAUAAACUUCUUUUUCCUAGAGAUGAGGAUCGUCUGCGGGACCGUCCUAUUAUGUGGUUGAUGUCAGAUGCGUCGUAGCAUUUUCUAAUGGUCAAGAAGGAGAUAUCGACUAUUUACAAGAGUCACCAAGCGAUGAAAGCAAAGGUAGCAAAAAAAUGAAGCGGCAGUGAAGGAAAAAGACGUGGAGAUAAAGAAGGCUCAUCUUGAGAUGACAAAGAUGAAUGAGGUUUGGAAGAAGAAGGGAGAGGAGUUAGAGAAUCUGAAGAAGAAGGUUGCAGACGCUGAGGAGGCGUCAAAGAUGGAGAUUGAGGCGCUGCAAGCACAAGUUGCAGCACAGAAGAAUGAAUUGGAUUUCAUAGAAGCUGAGGUGACCACGACGGUAAGAGCGAAACUCAUAUAUGAAUACAUGAUGAAGCGCUCUGCGUCAUGGAAUUCUCAAAAGGAGAUUGACUUGUACCUCAAAUGGGUAGGCUUAGUGAAGGAUUUAGCAAGGCUAUGCAAUAUGAUCCAGCCGGCAGCGGAAUCUUCUGCGAACGUCAACCAACAGGAGGACAACGUCUUUGUUACCACUGCAACAUUAAUAGCGUCUAACUUUCCUCAAGGCGACAAUUCGGAUAAGGAGGUUGUGCCUGAAGUUUAAGCGUCUGAGAAGUCUACCGAUGACAAUGUGAACGAUGUUCCUGGCAUUUAGCCAUUUAAAACUUUAAAUUCUGUUUGAAAACACUAGAUAUUUUUGAGUUACUUGCAGGAGUAAUCAGACUGACGUAGUUUUAAUUUUGGGUCACUCAUGGAGUGACCACAACUUAUUUUUACUUUUGGCCAUUCGUAGGAAUGGCAUAAGUGUUCAAUUUUUAGUUUAUGCAGAUGAUUGUUUGGACAUAUGUCGUGCCUUUUUUCUAGU